CUGUGCGCAUGCGCGGCCCACUGAGUGCUGAUGGCGUAAAUAUGGCCACUGGUAUCAUCAGCUUGCAGCGCAGCAGAGCCUAAAGCUGCCGCUAUUUGCUGCAGAAACCACCGACUUUCAGCUGUCUCUCACCCGCUGCAGCUAGUCAGAACACCCGGGGCCAGAUGUCUGUGGCCAAUGCAAAACACACGGUUCUGGAUCCGGUGAUCCCAUACACAGGUCCCAUACCUGGAGGCCUGCACCCAGGAGAGAUCAUCAUCAUCCAGGGAACUGUACCACCAAAUGCUGACAGGUUUCAGGUGGACCUGUCAAGCGGCUGCAGCACCAAACCACGCUCUGACGUCGCCCUCCACUUCAGCCCUCGCUUCAAUGACUCCCUCUGUGUGGUGUGCAACUCCCUGCUGCAGGAGGAGUGGGGAAAAGAGGAGAUACUCCACCAGCUGCCCUACAAACGCGGAGCCCCCUUCGAAACCAUCAUCCUAGUGCACAAGAAUGGUUUUAAGGUGGCAGUAAACGGUUCCCACCUACUGGAAUACAAACACAGAAUUCCUUUGAGCAGGGUCGACACGUUUUCUAUUUCUGGCAAUGUCAGGGUCCACGCUAUUGGCUAUAUCCCAAACUCGGCAAUAUAUUCAGAAUCAGGUGAUUUGGGUCUUCCUUAUAAAGGCAGUAUACUCCAAGGACUGAGCCCUGGGCAGCAUGUCACAAUAAAAGGACAGGUCAGCAUGUACCCCCACAGUUUCACUGUCAACCUCUGCAACAGCAAGGCUGAGAACAUUGCUCUCCAUCUAAACCCCCGGAUGAAGUUGGGCGUCUUCAUCAGGAACUCCUACCUGGAUGGAUCCUGGGGUCAAGAGGAAAGGGAGCUGCCCUUCUUUCCCUUCUCACCAGGCGAAUAUUUUGAGAUCCUCCUCCUCUGUCAGCCCCAUCAGUUCAAGCUGGCAGUGAAUGGGUCUCACUUGUUCGCGUAUAGGCACCGGGUUCAGGACCUGAGCAGCAUUGACGAGCUAGAGAUCAUGGGAGACCUGGAGCUCAGUGAUGUGAAGCUGUGGUGACUGGAAGCUAACACAUUAUAUUCUGGUUGGUCAGUGCUCAAUUAGCUUACAAUGACCCAGAUGAUGGACCCUGAACAUGGAGGAACGUGCGAGGACUUCAGGUCUGAGUUUCAGUUCUAAGCUAAUCUAGCACUGUUACUGUGGUUGAUGGGGUUUGUAGUCCUAAUUGGACAUAUUGAUGGAUGACGGAAACCAGGCUCACUUUAGGUGUCCCUUUCUGAUCCUGAUCGAAUCUGCUGUUUUACAGCCUCUUUAGUAAAACAGGACACAUGUAAAUUUAAGCACUUAAGCUUCGACUUUGCUUAUAAUAUAAAUUAUAUGCAAGUCUUAAACUGAGACAAUGAAUGAAAUUUAUGUUCCUUUCUUUUGUUCAAUACAGAACAAAAAGUGAAAGAACUGAUCUCAUCUUUGCACCAUUAAUGUGCAUGAUUGUAUUUUACAUUUCAUAAUAGUAUUAUUUGAUCAAAAACGUAAUUCUCUAACUUACAAAAGCCAAUACCUUAUCCUUUUUAAAUUAAUCAAAUGUCUGUGGUCCAGGGUAAAUAUUCCAGUAACCUAACAAAUCUCUAACUAAGAUUUAAUAAUUCUGGAUUCUCUGUAUUGCUUUCUGUAGUGAAGAAUGGAAAAUAGCCCUUGUAUCCUCCUGGUUUUGAUAAAUAAAAGACAAAUAAAAUGUCUGACAUUG
Molecule: messenger RNA, 1740 nt
Organism: Girardinichthys multiradiatus
Lineage: Eukaryota; Metazoa; Chordata; Actinopteri; Cyprinodontiformes; Goodeidae
Product: galectin-8-like
Exons: 8
Coding region: 165-1055 (296 amino acids)
Molecular function (GO): carbohydrate binding
Source: RefSeq, a predicted model, not a curated record